CAUUCAGCAGCUCGAGACACACCACCCUGAGGAACCUGCGAGAGAGGAGAGCCACUGCUGCUGGGGAGUAAACGAUGCUUUCCUCUUUUUGGGAUUCAUUCGAAUUACGAAAUUGUGGAUUUAUACGUGUUUGUGGAAGAUAUUGAAUUCAAAAGGAUAUUAGGCUACACGGAAUUGAUACUUAAUCAUCAUUAAAGGGGAUAGAGGGUGAGACGGUGCCAUGACAGUUGACUUGUGAUUGCAUCUAGAAGAGCCUAGAAGCCAACAUUCACCUGCAUUACCGUCAUCUCUAAGUUGGAACAUUAUCAUCAUGAAGAAAAUGUCUAACACCCUCCCGCUCUGUCUGCUUACCAUUCUGCUGCUGUCCCAGAUCUGCUCCGGCAUCAAAUGGCUGGCCCUAUCACACACACCUGUGUCCUUACACAUCAACCAGACCCACCACUGCAAGCUGCUGCCGGGCCUGGUGUCGUCACAAGCCCAGCUGUGUCGGAGCAACCUGGAGCUCAUGCAGACCAUCAUCGCUGCAGCUCGCGAGGUCAAGAAGACCUGCCAGAAGACCUUCGCUGACAUGCGCUGGAACUGUUCCUCUAUUGAUAUCCCCAGUGACUCCUCGAGGUAUCGACCGGACCUUGACAGAGGCACGAGGGAGUCAGCGUUCGUGUACGCCCUGUCCGCAGCAGCCAUCAGCCACACCAUCGCGCGGGCGUGCACAUCGGGGGACCUGCGGCUGUGUUCAUGUGGCCCCAUCCCCGGAGAGAUCCCUGAGCCAGGCUACCGCUGGGGUGGCUGUGCAGACAACCUACACUACGGCCUGGUCAUGGGCUCCAAGUUCUCUGACGCCCCCAUGAAGAUGAAGAAGGCAGGCUCCCAUGCCAACAAGCUGAUGCACCUGCACAACAGUGAAGUGGGGAGACAGGCCCUGAGGGAUGCGCUGGUGAUGAAAUGUAAGUGUCAUGGUGUGUCUGGCUCUUGCUCCAUACGGACCUGCUGGAGAGGCCUGCAGGACCUGAAGGAUAUCGCCAUGGACCUGAAGACCAAGUACCUGUCAGCCACCAAGGUGGUGCAUAGACCCAUGGGAACGCGCAAGCAGCUGGUCCCCAAGGACAUCGACAUCAGGCCCGUCAGGGAGAACGAACUGGUUUACUUGCAGAGCUCCCCGGACUUCUGCGCCAAGAACGACAAGCUCGGCUCCAUUGGCACCCAGGACAGGCAGUGCAACAAGACGUCCAUCGGCAGCGACAGCUGCGACCUGAUGUGCUGUGGGCGAGGCUACAACCCCUACACAGAGAAGCUGGUGGAACGCUGCCACUGCAAGUACCACUGGUGCUGCUAUGUCACGUGUAAGAAGUGUGAGAGGAUUGUGGAGCGAUACGUCUGCAAAUGAGUCCAUGUUGUCUACUUCAUCCAUCCAGUCUCUGGGCUGGGGCGACAGAUAACCAAAGCACUACGUUUCCAAGAUGGCUUACUUUUGUCUUAAGCUUUAGCAUGUAUAUUUUGACAAGAAACAGUUUAUUUUUGUUCAUCAUUUUUUAUUAAACCCUGACCCACAAGCUGGACUAAAAAGUUAAACAUUUUUACGAACGUGGACAAAUGGGUGUUGUGACAAUGCCUAUCGGUUUACCUGAAGACCACCGUCCUCAAGGGUUUUUUCUUUCCUUACACUUUCCUUACACUUGCCAUACUUGGAUAUCAAAAGUCUAUUUUCAUAUACCUUUAUUAAAAUAAAUUAUAUUGGAUGUUUGUUUUUUUGUACUUCUGGUCACGCUCUGAUGUUGACGUUCACCGUUUCCACGGAAUUCAAAGGGUUCUGAAGGAUCCAUAUUUUUUAUUGUUCAAAUGGUACUCGUUUUUUCAAGAGAGAAAGACACGCAAAGAAAGAGAGGAAAAAGGUACAAAACACACAAAGGGAACUUCAAGUACUUUCAGUCAUGGAACUUUUUAGUAACUGGUGUUGAACUGAGGACACUUGAACUCGAAUGGGGACUCGCCUGCAGACAGAAAGUUCUCUGUGCAUCCUCGGAAAAAGAACUCCCAGUGUUAGAAACAGCACAUCAUCCCUUUAAUGUCUGACAUGCAGGUAGUCCACAGCCUAACACUCAGAGCAUGUGAACAGAACACAUCGGUCUCAUAUAAUCCUGUGUUGUUAUGAACCACUCUUGAGUGGAUGUACAUACUGUCUUUUUGUAUGCUGAAUUAAAUAAUUAAAUAUUUAUAAACUAAUUAAAGAAUCUUUACCAAGCUCUUUAAAAAUUUCCCAAGACUGCACAUUAUCAUCAUCAUCAUCAUGGUGAAAAACUUGUUGGUCAUUUAGAAAAAACUUGUCAAGAGAACUACAUAAUCUCACAAGCUGAUGUUUUUGGAAUAGACAAGCUAUAUUUCUUCCCCUCGAAGCACUACUGUUUUAAUCUCCAAGUGUUAAGAAAAUAAACAUUUCAUACAAUCAUCUGUGACGCUAUGAUAAAUGAACACACUUGUGAUGUGUUAAAGUGUUUCAUCUCAAGGCCAAUUGGGAUCAACCUCUCAAUUACAAAAUACCUGGGAAACUGUUUGUUUGGACAUUCCUCACUGUCACAACAACCAUUGUAAGAAAGCUUUAAUUCUAUCACAGGUUUAGCCUAAUGCUCAUAUGAAUUAGGUGAGAUCUUGGAAAUGGUUAAACCUCCAAUUAAAAAACAAAAUAAAUCUAAUUUAUUUGAAUACAAAGGGAUAGGUUGUUACUAAAAGGAACUCUGUCAGACGUAUUACCCUCUGACCAAACCUUGUGUUGCCUUGUGGUUCUCAUGAUUCUUAACAGACACAAAUAGCUAGCGAGGGCUUGAAGCUAAGCAUCUUGGCCAAUGCUGUGCUCUGACACAUUGAGGCUCCAACCUGCACAAGCCAGACACAUGUACCACAAUUGACCUAGCCUGCCCAUGGGGGCACAGGGGCUGCCAACACAGCUACAGCAAUAUAGAACAGCAGGGGAAGUAUGUUUUUUCGCAAUCAUUGUUACAUGAGCUUUUUGGAGGCCUUUUAUGAGCUCGGUUUGUGUUUGCUUCGGUCAAUAACUGCUAACAAAUUGGUUGAUAGGCAUGUUUUAACUGAUUAAAGUCUUUCUAUUUUAGGAAUUAUGAGAAAUGUACAGCGGAGUGGAUUCCAGAUACACUGGGCGCGUUUGAGUGGUAAGGCGAAAGUAGCCGACUGUAAACAGAAGUUGACAAGUAAAGUCCGGAAGUUGACGAGUAAAGUCCGGAAGUUGACGAGUAAAGUCCGGAAGUUGACGUAAAGUCCGGAAGUUGACGAGUAAAGUCCGGAAGUUGACAAGUAAAGUCCGGAAGUUGACGAGUAAAGUCCGGAAGUUGACGAGUAAAGUCCGGAAGUUGACAAGUAAAGUCCGGAAGUUGACGAGUAAAGUCCGGAAGUUGACGAGUAAAGUCCGGAAGUUGACGAGUAAAGUCGGGGGAGGUACAAAUGCACUGACAGCAAGUCGGAAAACUUCUGCUGUUUCUGGGAAACGUUAGAAUGGGAGACAUGGCAAUCGCCUUUGUUAUUGUCGAUACAGUUGAUGUUAUCAGAAUUACACUUCUACACAAAGCUAAACAUGAUCAACAUGUUCUAAGGAAUUAAUAUUUUAAUGAUAAGGAAAUAAGAUACCAUGCCAAGCUCUUUCUAACAUUCACAGGACUUGUUUUGUAUUUUUGUGAUGGUUUUCUCAAAAUAUUAGCAGGUAGUGAGUGCACAGGCUACUAGAAUGAGAACAUACAGUGCCCUCCAUAAUUAUUGGCACAGUGAAGCAUUUUGUCUUCUUUUGGCUCUGUACUACAGCACUUUAGAUUUGAAAUUAUAUGGCGAUGAGGUUAAAGUGCAGACUGUCAGCUUUAAUUUGAGGUUAUUUUCAUCCAUAUCGGGUCAACCAUUUAGGAAUGACAGCAAAGCUAUCAACAAGGCAAGGGGUGGCUACAUUGAAGUGUCUGAAAUAUAAAAUAUUUGUUUAAGACUUUUUUGGUUACUAUAUGAUUCCAUAUGUGUUAUUUCAUAGUUUUGAUGUCUUCACUAUUAUUCUACAAUGUAGAAAAUAGUAAAAAAUUAAGAAAAUCCCUUGAAUGAGUAGGUGUCCAAACUUUUGACUGAUACUGCAUAUGUGUAUUAAAGUAAUCAAAAGUUUAGUAUUUAGUCCCAUAUUCCUAACACGCAAUGAUUGCAUCAAGCUUGUGACACUACAAAUUUGUUGGAUGCAUUUGCUGUUUGUUUUGGUUGUGUUUCAGAUUAUUUUGUGCCCAAUAGAAAUUAAUGGUAAAUAAUGUAUUGUGUCACUUUGGAAUCAUUUACAUUGUAAAUAAGAAUAGCAUAUGUUUCUAAACACUUCUAAACAUGUACAUUAAUGUGGAUGCUACCAUGAUUAUGGAUAGUCCUGAAUGAAUUGUCAAUAAUGAUGAGUGAGAAAGUUACAGACGCACAAAUAUCAUACCCACCAAAAAAUGCUAACCUCCCCUGUUACUUGCCAUUACUUCAUGCCUGUACCUUCCUCAUUACUAUUUGUGAUUGUGCAACAUGGAAUUAUAACAGAUGUGAUUAAAUGGAGUCCACAAAGA
This is a messenger RNA of Salmo salar (Atlantic salmon), 4571 nucleotides long. Its product is annotated as protein Wnt-11. NCBI's taxonomy places the organism in Eukaryota, Metazoa, Chordata, Actinopteri, Salmoniformes, Salmonidae. Gene Ontology annotation, biological process: cell fate commitment; multicellular organism development; canonical Wnt signaling pathway. The record is from RefSeq and is a predicted model, not a curated record. Gene Ontology annotation, cellular component: extracellular region. Gene Ontology annotation, molecular function: cytokine activity; frizzled binding.